Molecule: messenger RNA, 1070 nt
Organism: Diachasmimorpha longicaudata
Lineage: Eukaryota; Metazoa; Arthropoda; Insecta; Hymenoptera; Braconidae
Product: lys-63-specific deubiquitinase BRCC36-like
Exons: 6
Coding region: 253-1017 (254 amino acids)
Biological process (GO): protein K63-linked deubiquitination; double-strand break repair
Cellular component (GO): BRCA1-A complex; BRISC complex
Molecular function (GO): metallopeptidase activity; polyubiquitin modification-dependent protein binding; cysteine-type deubiquitinase activity
Source: RefSeq, a predicted model, not a curated record
CGAGACAAAACUUCACGAUAAAAACGAAAUGAUAAAAUCAAACGAUAAAACCAACAGAUUCAAUGAAAAACAUUGAAAAGUCGUGAGUUUUUCCUCGAAGUUCACUACAAUGUAACAAUUUCUUUUAACAAAACCAAAUAUUUUUCAAUUGCAACAACAUUUAUUGCAAUUCACAUUCCAAAGUCACCAUAACCAAACUUAAAAUAGUGUUUUCAAUUCAUCUGUUGUUGUCUGUCAAAAGCAUAAAAAUACAUGAAGAUGAACAGUUCCCUGAAGAGGGUUGAGUUACAAGCGGACGUGUAUAUGACGUGUUUGCAACAUGCAUUGUCCACUGAGAAUUACGAGGUCAUGGGAUUGCUGAUUGGAACCAUGAUCGAAGAUGUUGCGCAGAUUUCUGCUGUAAUAAUUCUUCGACGACUCGAUAAGAAGAAAGACAGAGUUGAAAUAUCACCUGAGCAGCUGAUGAAAGCCACUGCUGAAGCUGAGAGGUUUGCUAGUGAGUCUGGACUUCCCAUCAGGGUCAUUGGAUGGUAUCACAGCCAUCCACAUAUUACAGUUUGUCCUUCUCACGUUGACGUGGGAACACAGGCAACAUAUCAAAUGAUGGAUUCAGGAUUCGUUGGACUCAUUUUUUCGGUUUUCUCAGAGGUUAAGGACACAAAGGAGCAAGAGGUCUUCUUGGCGUGUUUUCAAUCGCAGAAUAAUGAAGCUGUUGAAAUUCCUCUGCAAAUUGUUUACACCAGUGAAAUAUCCGAUCGAUGUCUCAAAACUAUGAUUCAACUUCCAAGAAUCCUCGACCAAGAAGAGGAGAACGCAGCAGACUCGUGUGUAAAUAAUACAGAUCCACUAGCAACAAUUUACAACGAUGCUGUAAAAACUCGUCAAUUUGCUCACAUAACCGACAUCAUCACUCGACCCCUGAUACUAUCCCUGGAAUCGAGAAUCGAGAUGAAUCGAAUUCGUGUCAAUCAACUUCGAAAAGAACUCGCCGUACUGCAAAACAUUCAGAUUCAUUGAUCAAUCGUACUCCUAUCGAUCUUCACGUUGAAUAAAUUAUCUGCUGAAAUUUU